AUGUCUGAGAAGAGAACAGGAACACAGAUGCAUCAACAGAGACCAGAGUCUCCUGGACCUCAUCCCAGCGGGAUGGCAAUCAGGAGUGAUUCCUCUGUGGAUAAACUCAUUGGCUUCAACGAUGGGCAGCAGUCUGCUGAUCAAAGAGACCAUCAGCAGAGACCAGACUCUCCUGGACCUAGCUGUGUGUCCAUGAAGAGUGACAGGUCCAUGGAUAAACCAAUUACUUUUAAAGGACACAAGUGUGAAACACAGAUCCAUGAGCAGAGACCAGAAUCUGCUGAACCCAGCUGUGUGUCCAUGAAGAGUGACAGAGAUCAGCAGCAGAGCACAGAGGUACCCAGGGUGUUCCAGCUGCUGGAGGAGAAUAUCAUCACUUUUGUGAAAAAUGAGUUGAAAAGAGUCCAAAGGGUUCUGAGUCCAGACAAUCCAAAAGGCUUAGAGGGUCAGAGUGAGGAUGAGGAAAUGUUAGACAGUGGGGAGGACGAGCAGGGGAGGAACAGCAGAGAGGCAUUUCUGAAGAUCACACUGCACUUCCUGAGGAGAAUGAAACAGGAGGAGCUGGCUGACCAUCUGCAGAGCAGUAAGAGGAUUUUAACAGAGUUAAAAUGUAACCUGCACAAGAAGUUCCAGUGUCUGUUUGAGGGGAUCGCUAAAGCAGGAAACCCAACUCUUCUGAAUCAGAUCUACACAGAGCUCUACAUCAUAGAGGGAGGGACCGCAGAGGUCAAUAAUGAGCAUGAGAUCCGACAGAUUGAAACAGCAUCCAGGAAACCAGUCAGACCAGAAACAACCAUCAGAUGUCAAGAUAUCUUUAGAACGUCACCUGGAAGAGAUGAAGCAAUCAGAACAGUGAUGACAAAGGGAGUGGCUGGCAUUGGGAAAACAGUCUUAACACAGAAGUUCACUCUGGACUGGGCUGAAGACAAAGUCAACCAUGACAUACAGUUCACAUUUCCAUUCACCUUCAGAGAGCUGAAUGCGCUGAAAGAGAAAACAUACAGCUUGGUGGAACUUGUUCAUCACUUCUUUACUGAAACCAAAGAAGCUGGAAUCUGCAGGUUUGAAGAGUUCCAGGUUGUGUUCAUCUUUGACGGUCUGGAUGAGUGUCGACUUCCUCUGGACUUCCACAACACUGAGAUCCUGACUGAUGUUACAGAGUCCACCUCAGUGGAUGUGCUGCUGACAAACCUCAUCAGGGGGAAACUGCUUCCCUCUGCUCGCCUCUGGAUAACCACACGACCUGCAGCAGCUAAUCAGAUCCCUCCAGAGUGUGUUGACAUAAUGACAGAAAUCAGAGGGUUUACUGACCCACAGAAGGAGGAGUACUUCAGGAAGAGAUUUAGAGAUGAGGAGCAGGUCAACACCAUCAUCUCCCACAUCAAAACAUCACGAAGCCUCCACAUCAUGUGCCACAUGCCAGUCUUCUGCUGGAUCACUGCUACAGUUCUGGAAGAUGUGUUGAAAAGCAGAGAGGGAGGAGAGCUGCCCAAGACCCUGACUGAGAUGUACAUCCACUUCUUGGUAGUUCAGACAAAACUGAAGAAUGUCAAGUUUGAUGGAGGAGCUGAGGCAGAUCCACACUGGAAACCAGAGAGUAGGAAGAUGAUUGAGUCUCUGGGAAAACUGGCUUUUGAGCAGCUGCAGAAAGGCAACCUGAUCUUCUAUGAAUCAGACCUGACAGAGUGUGGCAUCGAUAUCAGAGCAGCCUCAGUGUACUCAGGAGUGUUCACACAGGUCUUUAAAGAGGAGAGAGGGCUGUACCAGGACAAAGUGUUCUGCUUCGUUCAUCUGAGUGUUCAGGAGUUUCUGGCUGCUCUUCAUGUCCAUCUGACAUUCAUCAACUCUGGAAUCAAUCUGCUAGCAGGGGAUCAAAAAACUUCCUGGUGUUGUGGUGUUUUCCGAGGCAAAUCAACAGGUUUCUACCAGGGUGCUGUGGACAAGGCCUUACAGAGUCCAAACGGACACCUGGACUUGUUCCUCCGCUUCCUCCUGGGCCUUUCACUUCAGACAAAUCAGAAUCUCCUACAAGGCCUGCUGACACAGGCAGGCAGUAGCUCACAGACCAGAAAAAAAACAGUUAAGUACAUCAAGGAGCAGAUCAGUGAGAAUCUGUCUGCGGAAAGAAGCAUUAAUCUGUUCCACUGUCUGAAUGAACUGAAGGAUUGCUCUCUAGAGGAGCAGAUCCAACAUUACCUGAGUUCAGGAAGUCUCACCACAGACAAACUGUCACCUGCUCAGUGGUCAGCUCUGGUCUUCAUCCUACUGUUAUCAGCAAAAGAUCUAGAUGUGUUUGACCUGAAGAAAUACUCUGCUUCAGAGGAGGCUCUUAUGUGGCUGCUGCCUGUGCUCAAACCCUCCACCAAAGCUCUGUAA
Messenger RNA from Scomber scombrus (Atlantic mackerel), 2376 nucleotides. RefSeq names its product NLR family CARD domain-containing protein 3-like. The record is from RefSeq and is a predicted model, not a curated record. The transcript is spliced from 7 exons. Bases 1 to 2376 code for a protein of 791 amino acids. Lineage: Eukaryota; Metazoa; Chordata; Actinopteri; Scombriformes; Scombridae.